CCACUGACGUCACCUCCGGCGCCUGAUGACGUCAGCGCCCCGCCCGGCCGUCAUCGCGGCGCGCCGGGCCGGAGUGGCGCGCGGCGGCCGGCAUGGCGCUCUUCCACGUCACGCGGUACUCGGGCCCCGAGGCGGCCGGCGCGGAGGCCGAGGCCGAGGCGGACGGCCGGGCUCGCGCGCUGCUAGAGCGGCUGCGGUGCCGGGCCCGAGAGCGGCAGCUGCAGAAGCAGCCGCCGCAGCAAGAGCCCUCGGAGCCUGCGGAGGCCGCGCAGACAGCGCAGGCGGCGGGGAAGCGGCGACGGCGGCCGCGCAGAACGCGGAGGCGCAAGAGCGGCGGGGCGCCGGGGAGCCCGCACGCACCUCCCUGCAAGCGGCGGAAGGCGGACGACGAGGAUGAGGACGCGGGCGCAGGUGGGGCCUCGCGGGGUGGGGCGGGGCACUGGGACUCGGGACCGCGUGGGGCUGACGCGCCGCCCCGCCCCCGCUUCUGCCGCGCAGAGAGCAGCGAGGAGGCGCCGGCGGGGAACAGCGUGGGAGCCGAAGCCGCGGGGUCGCCGGAGGGCCAGGGCGGACCGCCCCCCGAAGAGGCCUCUGGUCCCCCAGCCCACGCCCUGGUGCUCGGGGGCUUCGGGAGGAGCAAGGCGCCGAAGGUCCAGCCUUUCCUGCCAGCGUGGCUGGCUGAGCCAAGCUGCGUUGGAAAGAAUGUCACCGAAGGUCUGGUGUCUAUCGAGGAUAUCCCGGAAGUCCACCCGGACCUGCAGAAGAGGCUGCGGGCUCAGGGCAUCUCGUCCUACUUUCCAGUGCAGGCAGCAGUGAUUCCCGCUCUCCUGGAGAGCACAGCCAACGGGUUUCUGGUAAGCCGAGGCGGCUACCGGCCUAGCGACCUCUGUGUUUCUGCCCCAACGGGCAGUGGGAAGACCCUGGCCUUCGUCAUCCCCGUGGUGCAGGCCCUGCUGCGGCGAGCCGUGUGCCAGGUUCGUGCCCUGGUUGUGCUGCCGACCAAGGAGCUGGCCCAGCAGGUGAGCAGCGUGUUCAGCGUCUACGCAGACGCCACUCCUCUUCGGGUCGCCCUGCUCACCGGGCAGAAGUCGCUGGCCAAGGAGCAGGAGAGCCUCGUGCAGGACACAGCAGACGGCUUCCGCUGCCUGGCAGACAUCGUGGUGGCCACCCCUGGCCGCCUGGUGGACCACGUCGAGCAGACCCCAGGAUUCAGCCUCCAGCACCUCCGCUUCCUGGUCAUCGACGAGGCCGACCGCGUGAUAGACAGCAUGCACCAGUCCUGGCUGCCGCGGGUGCUGGCCGCGGCCUUUCCCAGUGAGGGCACUAGGGACCCCUUUGCUCUGCUCCAGAGAACGCAGCCCCGGGCUGUGACUGCAGCCAGCGUCUGCUGCCCCCAGAUGCCACUGCAGAAACUACUCUUCUCGGCCACGCUGACCCAGAACCCCGAAAAGCUGCAGCAGCUCGGCCUCUACCGGCCCCGGCUCUUUUCCACGGGGUCGGUGCACGGGGGCCCCAGAGACGCCGACGUGGACGGGGACGGGGACUCGGGUGGGAAGUACACCUUCCCUGCGGGGCUCACGCAUCGCUACGUGCCCUGCAGCCUCCGCCUCAAGCCCUUGGUCGUCCUGCACCUGAUCCUGGAGAUGAAUCUCUCACGGGUUCUGUGUUUCACCAACUCCCGCGAGAACUCCCACAGGCUGUUCCUGCUGGUCCAGGCUUUCGGGGGCGUGCGCGUGGCUGAGUUCUCCUCCCGCUACGGGCCUGGCUCCAGGAAGCGGAUCUUGAAGCGGUUUCAGCAGGGGAAGAUCCAGCUCCUCAUCAGCACCGACGCCACGGCCCGCGGCAUUGACGUGCAGGGCGUGCAGCUGGUGGUGAACUACGAUGCCCCCCAGUACCUGCGGACCUACGUGCAUCGGUGCGGGACUGGCCCUGGGUCUGGGGAGGGGGUGGCCUGGGGAGAAAGCCUGGUCCCAACAGCCCUCAGGGGCUGGGGGCCACCGCUCUGGAGGGGGCUGUGCUCUGUUUCAGGGUUGGAAGAACCGCCCGUGCCGGAAAAUCCGGACAGGCCUUCACGCUGCUCCUCAAGGUGCAGGAGAGGAGGUUUGUCCGGAUGCUCAGGGAAGGCGGGGUGCCCGGGCUGGAGCGCCACGACGCCCCCAGUGAGCUCCUGCAGCCGUUGGCCCCACGGUACCAGGAGGCCCUGUCCCAGCUGGAGAGCGCCGUCAGGGAGGAGCGGAAGCAGAAGGCAGCCUAGGCCGGGGCUCGGGACAGCGGCGAGGGCUCCUCCCCUCCUGGCGGGGGGGCCGCCUCCUUUCCGGAAACAUCCUGAGCACCGGUUGCCAGACGCACGAGCAGGAGACGGGGCUCCCUCAGCUGAGAGAGCCUCGGUCCCCAAGCGCGCCGCUGCCCUGGGCCCGGCCCCCUGGACACACGGCUCUGGCCCAGGCCUGAGACCUUCCAGGGGGCACGAGGUCAGCCCUGUCGGGUGGUCUUUCUGGAAACAAGGCUCCAGCGAAACUGUUCACACUCCCCCGGAACGGACGGCGUGGCGUCUGCCACGCAUUAGGCUGUAAGUCGGGGAUCAGCCUUGAGGUACCUUCAGGAAUUCAGUUUUUCUAACAGCGUGAGCCACCACCCUGCGUGGCAGAGGUGGCCCUGGGUCCCUCGCUGUCGGGGUAAACCGCCGGCCGCUAAGUAGCCGUUCCCCGCGAGGCGUCGCAGAGACCGGAGGAUCAUCGCGGCUGUACUUCAUGAUUAGUCACCGCGCGUGUAAGACGAGCGUCCAGGAAACAGGCUUCAGAGUGCUGACCGCCGUCUCUGAGAAAGCCUCGUUUCCAAAACUCACGUGUUAACAGAGCCUUAAUGGGAAUGAACCGCGGCUCCUCGUGUCGGCAGAAUAACCGCCCAUGAGUCCUGGCGUCCCAUGUGCUCGCUGUCGCCCGAGUGGGCGUCAUGGGGCAGAGUGGGCAGCUUACGGGAGAGCACGCGGACCAGGGCUCGGGUCGCACCAGCCCGGACCUCUCGGGGCUGUAAAUGCACUCUGCGUACCGAACCUACUCACAUUUCAGUCCAGGCUUCGCACUGGACCCGGGGGGGUGGCACGGCCAUGCACGGCCUCUGAGAGGCGGCUUCCCGGUCUGUGGAUUGUAUCUCAAUAAAGCAUCUGUUUGUUUAAAAACAAAUAUGGACUUCUUCCCUGGUGACGCAGUGGUUAGGAACCCGCCCACCAGUGCAGG
Messenger RNA from Balaenoptera musculus (blue whale), 3236 nucleotides. It is a transcript of the gene DDX51, whose product is annotated as DEAD-box helicase 51. The transcript is spliced from 13 exons. Lineage: Eukaryota; Metazoa; Chordata; Mammalia; Artiodactyla; Balaenopteridae. Gene Ontology annotation, molecular function: ATP binding; nucleic acid binding. Gene Ontology annotation, cellular component: nucleus. The record is from RefSeq and is a predicted model, not a curated record. Bases 93 to 2573 code for a protein of 826 amino acids.